Ornithodoros turicata is the source of this 1772-nucleotide messenger RNA. RefSeq lists its product as uncharacterized. NCBI's taxonomy places the organism in Eukaryota, Metazoa, Arthropoda, Arachnida, Ixodida, Argasidae. The record is from RefSeq and is a predicted model, not a curated record. The transcript is spliced from 5 exons. Bases 45 to 1688 code for a protein of 547 amino acids.
GGGCACAGUUGCUUGGUGACUGCACGUGGACUCGUCGACUCGCGAUGGAGAUAGUUGCCCACGCGCUGAAUGAGCUCAACAGCGGGAGGCAUCGGUUUCCGGCGUUCUGUUCAAAAUUCAAAGUCUCUUUCUCGGCUGGUUCGCAGGACAACUCUAUUGGGACGAGCCGAAGGACACGGGACCCUUCCGUCCGUAUUGAGAACGUUAUGGAGGAAGUGAGCGACCGCAAGAAGGACGCCGAGCUACACCGGGUGGGCGAGCAGGCGGUGGGCGACUGUCUACGCUCUGCGGUCAUAAGCAGCUCCAGAAACAAGUCCACGUCACUUGUCCUAAACACGGCACGAAGGUUUUACAGGAAGUCCAACCCUUACGUCGCCUGCGCUGCGGAGGGACAGGACAACAUACUGACAAAGAACCGCAUAGUCUCCAAGUCUUCGUUGGAAAGACGGCAUAAAGGAGACAGCCUGGAAGACCCGAUUCCCGAACCUGAUUCUACUCGACACGGGGCCCCAGAAGGUACCUCAGGUUCGGCAGAGUCCCUGUCAUCGUCGGAGUUUUCGGCAGUACCGCAACGAUGCUCGCACAGGGAUUACGUGCUCCAGGUUCAGGCCAUCUUCGAGACGUACUGGAAAGGGAACUUGAAGAACAUAUUCGAGGUCCUCCGCGAACUCUCCGAACGUGCGUCGGGCGAACUGAGUUGGAAGAAGCAGAGCAAACUGCAAGAAUUCACCAAAGGAGUGACCCGCCUGUGGCAUCGCGUCGGCGAACAGGUCUCUUCCUCCACCAACGACAUCCUCUGCGGACUCGAGUCCAACAAGAGCAACGAGGAGCCCAACAGCGACUUCUUCGCCCACGAACUGCUCCCGCUGUUGCUACGAAUACGCGAGGUGUGGUGGGUCACGCAACGCCACAUCGCCGGGAACUUCUUGUCGUUGUACCAGAAGUACGACGACGUACCGGAGCAGUGGCUCAUGGCCAUGAGGGAAGUGGACGUGCACUUGCUGCGCACGGCGAUCGUACACCGAGAGAUCAUGGAGUGCGAGCUGCAGAAGGUGGCCCGUGCCAUUGAACAGGACAACGAAGUAUCGGGAGAGGCCGUGUGCUAUCUGCAGGACAUCUUCAUCAAGGAAGGCAUAGGCUAUUGGCUGGCCGAACAUCUCGAUCUUAUCUGGAGUGAGUUUGGGAACCAGGUACAGAAGGGAGUCGUCAACUUGUACAAAGCGUUUGACUCAUCAUAUAUCCGUGCCUGGGCUGCCAAAUCCCGACUGGACCAGAACGAAGUGCUGCACACCAUCCACAGCUACUGGAUGUCCUUCAUCCAGGGGGUCCAGGAGUGCAGGCGAGACGUCGUCGACGAAGAAACUAGCAAAAACAACAAGGACGAGCUGACCUACGACCUGGACAACAACAGCAUUCCGCACCGCAUCUACAUCUACACGCGCAUCCUGCGACGUUACGAAGACUUGGUCAACCACGACUGGCAGGUCACUUACCGCAACACCAUCGCGCUCCUGGACCAAGCCCUAGCGCUGGAGAAAGAACAGGAGGUCGUUUUCCCCGUAAUCCACACCAAGGCUACGGUGAUAAUCACGAAGAUCUGGGAAGAAGUUAUGGUGGAGAUCCGUCAAACCUUCAGAGAGUGCAGGGAGAAGUUCGAAGAAGCAAUACUCACAGACCGAGUGGGGUGACAAAUCACUCGCAGUGGGCACAGCCUGUAUUUUAAAUGUAGCCUAAAAUAAAGCUCAUUACGACAGUAUUUUAAUGACAUCCAA